Messenger RNA from Radiomyces spectabilis, 2244 nucleotides. RefSeq names its product WD40-repeat-containing domain protein. Gene Ontology annotation, molecular function: ubiquitin binding. The coding region runs from base 1 to 2244 and encodes 747 amino acids. The record is from RefSeq and is a predicted model, not a curated record. The transcript is spliced from 12 exons. NCBI's taxonomy places the organism in Eukaryota, Fungi, Mucoromycota, Mucoromycetes, Mucorales, Radiomycetaceae. Gene Ontology annotation, biological process: protein deubiquitination; double-strand break repair via homologous recombination.
AUGCACACUGAUUGGGUGAACGAUAUUGUUGUUUGCGACCGUGGUCAAUGUGUCAUCUCCGCGUCGUCUGACCGUGCCAUAAAACUAUGGAGACCUCACAGCACUGCCUCAACCAACGCUCACACCAUCGGAUGGCAUACCGACUAUGUCAAAUGUCUAGCUAAUGCCUCAAAAGCUGGUUGGGUGGCUAGUGCAGGUUUCGAUAAAGAUAUCAAGAUUUGGGAUCUCGAACGUUGCGCUGCCUCAUUGAGCAUUGGAGCAGGUGCGCUUGAACCUAACAGUGAUAUUGUCGAAGACAUUAGUAAGUCGAUAAAAAGAUAUUGGCGCUGUGCGAGUUCAAAGUCAUCCAUUUACGCUAUGGCUGUCAAUCCUUCGGGUUCAUUGCUUGCCACCGGUUCACCAGAAAAGGUGGUCCGAUUGUGGGAUCCACGUUCCGGUAAACGCAUAAGCAAACUAACCGGCCAUACGGACAACAUUAGGGCCUUGCUAGUUAGCCAUGACGGGAAGCACAUCCUGUCUGGCUCUUCGGAUUCAACCAUCAAACUAUGGUCUGUUAAGGCUCAGCGUUGUUUAGCGACGUACGAAACCCACACAGACUCGGUGUGGUCUCUUUUCUCGCAACACCCCGACCUCAAAGUAUUCUACGCAGGUUCACGCGACGGUUUAGUCACAAAGACCGAAUUAGGAGACACGGAUGUGUUUGGAUCCGAAGAAAGUGAAUGCGUGGGGUUAUUCAAGGAGAAAUCCGGUGUAGUAAAGAUUGUGGCCCUUGACGACACAUUUGUAUGGACGGCAACAUCGAGCGCAAGCAUCAAUCGAUGGUUGUCUAUUCCCUCUCGAGAGCAUCGUCAGCAUUUGACAAUCUCGGAUUAUAACCCGAAUAUUCCAUCCGUUGCCACGAUGAAAUUGCCUGCUUCGAAGCCGCCAUUCUCGAACCAAAUGCCUGAUUACUUUAUUGGAAAUGAUAACUUGACCAUGUAUGCUGGAUCCGUGAUGUCCAUUCCUAUCAGUUAUCACGAUGAAGAUCCCGAAUCCGCGGGGUCGAUCCAGCCUUUGCGUGACACACCUGACUAUGUGAUUCCAGGCAAAGCGGGUAUUACUGCCCAUCUCGUGCUACAUAAUCGAAGACACGUCCUAACGCAAGAUAAUAACGGAGAAGCCAUUACUGUGCAGUUGCACCAAUAUAAUUGUUUUGACUGUGAAAUGUAUGCGGAUGAGGCUGGAUUACCAGAAAACUAUGAAAUUCGAGAAGAUCAACGAAUCAAUCUCGGAAAGUGGGUUUUGGCCAACCUUUUCUCGAAAUUUGUGGAUGCAGAAAUGGCCUUGGCGGAACAAGGGGUUAUUCGAUUUGAGGAGGCGUCGGACCAGAAGAAUAAAAGAACAGAAUCGGUCCGAAGUAAAUCGGUCCAGCUGGCAAGACCUGUUUACCCGGAAGCACCGAAAACCUCGACGAGUUCCGUGGAUAUCCAGAAUGGACCGAAAGAUACAUCUCUGAAGAGUAUCAGCAGGAGUCAAGGGCCUCCUCCACUCAAACUCCCACUUUCAGCUAUCACUACCGAUACGGACGACUCACCAUUUUAUCCAGAUGCACAGUCACCGCAGAAGAACAGCAUGUUUCAGGGCCCAUUCACAGCUCCCCCGACUACCAACCAUCAGUUUGAUUACUUUUCUGGAGCACACCAUCCUGUUAAACAGGACUCUGUUGUACAGCCACCGCCUCCAGCUGCACUUCCGACUUUGCCCACAUCCCCAACCAAUUCCACCUUCAUCAAUAGACUCAAAAAUCUAUCUGUCAAAGCAAAGUUGUCACGCAUCCCUACUUCGGAGGAUGGCUUGGACAAUACAGAUAUAGAUCAUCACAAGCAAAGCAGGAGCCAUAGUACGGUAAAGUCUUCAAUUGCUUUUGCGACUACUAAAACCUCACGGCCGUCCGAAGCUGCGACAGAUACUUCGGAAGAGACUUAUACCCCUCCAUCAUUAGACGAAUUCCCGCCAUUGACCAUUCCAUCUGAUACAACCAUCAUUAUUGCAGAACAAAGCGCGGAAGCAUCUACCGACAUGAAUCUUUACCGGGGCACAGUCGGCACCGUAGGAGAGGAUGCGGAUGUGAUAAUCAAACUUGCUCCUGCCUGGCUUUUGCACUAUCUACUAUACAAUAAGAUCCCAAACAAGGAGGUGGUGAAGUUGACGUUUAUUCUGAAGCCCAUGGAAGGAUCUGUCCUGCAAAUGUUACCUGGCGGGUAA